Messenger RNA from Danaus chrysippus (African queen), 1800 nucleotides. Lineage: Eukaryota; Metazoa; Arthropoda; Insecta; Lepidoptera; Nymphalidae. The record is from the annotation of a GenBank genome assembly.
AUGGAGGAUAUGGCACGUUUAGCACUGGUCGAACAGAGCGUCAAAGAUGAAAAUCAGUAUAGAAAAAUACUCUUCGAUCUUUUGGACCAGAUCAGCAAUAUUUUAGAUAAUCCCCACGAUUACGAGUUGAGAACUAUUAAAAGUGACAUCCUAGAAAAAGUAUUAGACUGUGAGGCCUUCACCGACUACCUGAAAUACAUUGGAUUUCAAAUGGGGCAAAAAGAAAUUAUGUUUCCCAGAGAACAAACUCUAAGUAAACUGAGAAUAGCACAAGCAGCUCUGGAAAGAAAAAUAGGUUUUUGUUGUGGAAAUGUUAACAAGACUGUUACUGUGACAGAUAACAAGAAGAACAGUAAACCAAAACUCAAAGAAGCCAAUAUAUUGACGACCAAUAAUUCCUUUUUAUUAAGAAUCCAGUCACUAUUCAAUGAUAUGAUAAAGUAUGAGGAUGAAGAUUUACUACAGAGAGCACGGGAACACAUCCCGCUAGUGACCCUACAGCUCAUGGCACUCGACAGAAUGAGGGAGCAUCAGAAGAAAAUUAAAAUGGGUGAGAUCAAAGAACAAGACAUGUCAUUCGACAUGGCCUUAUUAAUGGAACUGAUAGUGUGGUUCAAACACAAGUUCUUCAAGUGGGUCGAUCAGCCGGCCUGCGACAAGUGUGGAGGGAAGACCAUCUUAGUUGAUGUUACCUCCAUCAAGACUGACUCAGAAACAUGCAGAGCUGAGCUAUAUGAAUGCUCGCGCGGCCACGACGUAGUGUUCCCGAGGUUCAACGACCCCGGCACCUUGCUGCGCACGAGGCGCGGCCGCUGCGGCGAGUGGGCCAACUGCUUCACGCUUAUGUGUCGCGCGCUCGGUUACGACACGAGAUACGUGUACGACACGACCGACCACGUGUGGUGCGAGGUGUUCGACCAGGACUCCCAGCGGUGGCUGCACGUGGACCCCUGCGAGGGGUGUAUGAAUUCACCCCUCAUGUACGAACACGGCUGGGGGAAGUCCUUACAAUACAUCAUAGCAUUCUCGCGAGAUGACCUCCAGGAUAUAACGUGGAGAUACUCCAGCGACCAUAAAGCGCUGCUGCAGCGUCGCGACGAAGUAUCCGAAGCGGAUCUGGUGCUAACUAUCCUAGCUCUCCGUGAUCAUCGUCACGAACAGGCGACUACUACUAGUAUUCACGCCUGUAUAUUGCUCAGGAAACCCGGCGAAAAUGAGUCCCAGGGCCGGAUAUCCGGUUCGAAGGCAUGGAGGAUGGAGCGAGGGGAAAUAGGAGUUAAGAAACACGAAUUCAUUCUGACAGAACCCGGGGAACAUUGUGUACAAUACUGUACUAGCACAGAUAUAUAUAGAGUGAUAAUGAAUAACGUCCAACGAGACGAGAUAAAAACUUGGAGGGGGGGAGUGUUACAUAGUGAGAAUGUAUUCAGAAAGAUAGAAACAGACUGGCAGCAGACAUACCUGGCUAGAGAGGAGGGACAAGACACCGGUAGUAUAUCUUGGAAGCUUAUGGUGAAAGGAGACUUGAUUAUAGAGAGAGUAGUGAUGGAGGUGACCACCGCCCAGUAUGAAGAUGGUAGGAUAGAGUGGACCUACCAGCUGGACCAACAGCCGCCUACCACCUGUAGUUUGAACGAUGGUCGAUGGCAGAUAGACGGUAGGUGUUCAUCGUGUGUGGUGACCGCUCGGCUGGUGGGGGGGAAGGGGGUAGUAGCCUGGCAACACGCUCAGAUUGGUCGACAACACCUCUCAGAAGACAAACCAACGAUCAGUCUACAAGCUACCGUCGUGCCACGAUGA